AAAGUAUGAACAGUCAUAGAUGCUUGAUUGGCCAUUGCUAUUGGCUAAUAUUAAUCACGGCGGAAGUUUAGGCCUUACCGUGAACAUUUAUCUUUAGUUUCUGUUCUGUUAUAAUCAAACAUGAAAAAAUCAAAAGCACGGGUAAGAACUGUUACAAAAUUCCCACAGUCAUAUCCUAACGUGAUGCUGCUUGAAGUACGGUUAUGUUGUGUUAGGUACAGGGAACAAAUGACUUUAACACAGUCUCAAAAUGCUCUAUGGUAAAGAAUGGGUAUUUCAGAGAUGAUUACAUACAUCACUUUGUAAUUAAAUGCAGUCGACGGACUCCACUGAUUCAUCUUGGUUACUACAUGAGAGUCUUAACAGUUGAUUUCGCUCUGCGGUCCUUUCUUGAUGCAACAUCAGGACAACCAACUCAAAUCAUUUCCUGUGGUGCUGGAUUUGACACAAGUUUCUUCCGUUUAUCUUUCAUUGGUUCUAUUCACCAAGAUGUCUGUUUUUAUGAAGUGGACUUCACAGAAGUGGUAGAUAGGAAGGUGGAAUGUAUUCUGGGUUCGGAGUCACUUCAAGAAUGUAUCGGACCUUUUGAAGUGAACGAGAAUGGUGUAAGAGGCCUGUUUGGUUCUCAGUAUCGUCUUAUCGCAAGUGACUUGCAAGCUCUUGACGAGUUGGAGUCGAACCUGAUGCAAGCUGGGGCAGCCUUCUCCUUGCCAACUCUUCUGCUAGCCGAAUGUGCCAUCUGUUAUAUGGAUGAGGCCAGUUCAUCAUCUCUUAUACAGUGGGCAGCUUCCAGCUUUGAAGAUGCCACAUUUGUUACAUAUGAACAAAUACAUCCUGAUGAUGGCUUUGGAAUUGUGAUGCAGAAACACUUUGAGAGCAUGAAUAGCCCACUGCUUUCACUUACAAAGUUUCCUGAUCUGGAUUCGCAGGAACAUCGUUACGUAUCACGGGGGUGGAGUUCUUGCAGCGUAUGGACAGCGUUCGAAAUGUUCCGGCAAGUUGCAAGCCCCGACGAAAGAUUAAAAGUUGUAAACUUGGAACCUUUCGAUGAAAUGGAGGAAUGGCAUCUUGAGGGAUGCCAUUUUGCACUUAUGGUAGCAUCCAAGGGGUGUCUUACUGAUUGGUUGCGGAAGUUUGCGGAUGUACCUCCACGUCUGACCGAUUCUGUUGUGUCCGACCCUAUAAAUAAACCUCAAGUUCAGUGGGAACUUCUAGAACCAGAAAGUGGGCGUGCUGUGUGUAGAUUCGCACAUGGGACUGCGAUGUUUGGAGACAAGAAUGGUUUUGAAAUUCUUAUCGUUGGUGGAUUUGGUCCAUCUGAAAAUUCCCUGCAUGGGCGGCGCCAUGAGGUUCUGUAUAUUCAAAACAGGAAUCAAGAUGCAGGUGGUCCAUUGACGUGUAGGAGAAUCGUUGAUGUUGAAGGUGUUCUGCUGGAGAAUGUUAAGUUGGGCGUGUUACACCACACCUGCACACGUCUGUCUUUGCGCGGUCCCGAUGGCUUGACCAGGGUGAUGGUGUACGGCGGACGUCACUCUCCCCGCAGAGCUGUGAAUGCGUGGCCCAUUAUACUCUCUGUGUUUCGAGGGGAAACGGGACCCAGGAUGACGGUAGCAAGUAGCGAUACUGCGGCUACAUGCUGGAAUAAUGCUCCUGUGCCCCGCUGGAGACACAGUUCAGUGUGUCUUAAGUAUCCGACACCUGCCCCUAUUCAAGAUUAUGUUGUCGUGUUCGGAGGGCGAACAUUGGAUUUUAAGGUAUUAGGGGACCUGCUUGUAUGGACAAUACGAGCAUCAGACGCGAGCAUUAGCUGCAGAGAAGUGCCGCAUCAGAGAGACAGGCCAUCUGCGAGGUUUUCGCACAGCGCAGCCGUGUGGGACGAGAAAACUAUGGUUGUGACAGGAGGACUCGGUGAAGAUAUGUUGCCUCAUAGAGACAUCUGGUGUUUCAGUCUGGAAGAAGAGACGUGGCAUGAACUUGAUAUUGCUGGAAUGUUACCUCGGUACUGCCAUACAUCGGCAGUCUGCGGGGACCAUUUGUUUCUCAUUGGAGGAGUUAACACUUUACCUGGGAAUCAGCCUGGAGUUUGUGUCGUGGAUCUGAGUGCACCAUCUUGCAUUGAAUACGCUCUACCUGACCAGAACCCAGCCUGCCCCAUAAUGCUGCAUAAUCAUACAAGUGAGGUAGUCGACGAUGAGACAGCAAUUCUCGUCGUCGGUGGCGGAGGCAACUGCUUCUCAUUCGGCACGGCGUUCAACAGUCGCGUGAUUCGGAUUGAUUUACGACAGUUCAGAUGACAGGCCGUGGUUCACGUGACGAGGUAUGUACAGGCACAUUGCCGUUUAAGAUACGUAGUUUGCGACCGUAGUUAGCGUACUGCCAAUAUUUUGUGAGUUGUUACAUGUGCUGUUGUUGAACUUGGCUCUAGCGUUUCUUUGAAGUGUCCACGUGUCCUUGUGUUUUAUUUUUGAAACUGCUAGGUGCAUUUUAGUGAAAUUUGAUUUGGGGAUGUAUACUAAAUGGUGAGCUAUUUCAUCGUGCUGUUGGCGGAGGUUUUAUGCACUUCAAGCAUCAAUAGAUUUCUACCAGACUACAUGGUGCAGCAUCCCAGAAGUUAAUCGUCUUCCUCUACAUGAAGUUCAGAUGAAACUUUGUCACACACCUUCUGGGUUGGUUAUAGAAGGGAAUGGAGCAGUGGUGGAAUGAUGAUUAGCAGAGGAAAGCUGCAGCAUCUGCCACUUACUAUUCUGCAGUAGAAUAUUUCUACAAGGAAUAAUCUCAGAACUGGUAGUUCAGAGUUUACGAACAGAUGGCAACAGAGUCCAGAAGACUGUCAUGCUUAGGUGUUGAAGUAGAAGUGUAUUUGUUAUGUGGCACAUAGAUGGCAGCACUGACAAAAUAAAAUUGAUCCACAUGUGAA
Molecule: messenger RNA, 2917 nt
Organism: Zootermopsis nevadensis
Lineage: Eukaryota; Metazoa; Arthropoda; Insecta; Blattodea; Termopsidae
Product: tRNA wybutosine-synthesizing protein 4
Biological process (GO): tRNA methylation; wybutosine biosynthetic process
Molecular function (GO): tRNA methyltransferase activity; protein binding
Source: RefSeq, a predicted model, not a curated record